Ornithodoros turicata is the source of this 2823-nucleotide messenger RNA. RefSeq names its product general vesicular transport factor p115-like (gene p115). Gene Ontology annotation, biological process: transcytosis; endoplasmic reticulum to Golgi vesicle-mediated transport; vesicle fusion with Golgi apparatus. The transcript is spliced from 20 exons. NCBI's taxonomy places the organism in Eukaryota, Metazoa, Arthropoda, Arachnida, Ixodida, Argasidae. The coding region runs from base 62 to 2695 and encodes 877 amino acids. Gene Ontology annotation, cellular component: ER to Golgi transport vesicle membrane; cytoplasm; Golgi membrane. The record is from RefSeq and is a predicted model, not a curated record.
AGUGUCGUGCCACGACAGACGACAGUCAGCAGAGCAGACAAGCCCCCGAGAACGAGUAAAAAUGGAGCUCUUCAAGACUGGGUUGAAAACCGUACUGGGCGCUCAACCGGGUACUCACACACCCACAGGGGCUGAAACGGUGGAACGACUGGUGGACAGAGUUGAAACCUCAACCCUCCUAGAGGACAGACGAGAUGCUUGCAGAGCUCUCAAGGCACUGGCAAAGAAAUUUCGAGUGGAAGUCGGCGCACAGGGAAUGGGCGCCCUCCUACAUGUCCUGGAGACAGAUCGCAGUGACAGCGAAAUUUCCGGUUACGCGUUAGAUGCCCUGUCCUACGUUAUAUCAGGAUCUGAUGACGAUGAGGAAGGUAAGUGCGUUGACGACGCUUGCGACGAGAAGCAGAGCAAGGACCUCGGUGAGCAGUUUACGGAGAUCUACAUCAAGAAGCCAGAAAAUGUGACGCUGCUUCUCGAUCUCAUGGAGGAAUUUGACUUCAAAGUGCGAUGGCCGGCCGUAAAGCUCUUGACGGGGCUUCUUAUCCACAGGCCGAAAGAAGUGCAGGAGUGUGUUCUUUUAAGCCCCAUGGGAAUAUCGAGGCUCAUGGACCUGUUGUCCGAUAGCAGAGAAGUGAUCCGCAAUGACGCCCUCUUGCUGCUGUCCCACUUAACAAAAGCCAACGCAAACAUCCAGAAGAUUGUUGCCUUUGAGAAUGCAUUCGACAGAUUGCUGGACAUCAUCGUUGACGAAGGAUGCAGUGACGGAGGUGUGGUGGUAGAAGACUGCCUGAUCGUUCUGCUGCACCUGCUGAAAAACAACAGCUCCAACCAGAACUUCUUCAAAGAGGGCAGUUACAUUCAACGUCUGACACCCUUCUUCAACUACCACCAGCAGGGGUCGGAGGACGGUAGCGGAUGGUCCGCGCAGAAGGUGUCCAACAUCCACCACAUGCUGCAGGUGGUGCGCACCCUGGUGUCACCCAGCAGCCCCCUCAAUGUGACCUCGUCCUGCCAGAAGGCCAUGAACCAGUCGGGGCUCCUGGAGCAGCUGGCCAGUAUCCUGAUGGCCAGUGGAAUCCCGGCUGAUAUUCUCACAGAGACAAUCAAUACAGUGGCAGAAGUUAUCAGGGGCCAUCACAACAACCAGGAAUUUUUUGCUUCCGUAAAUGCCCCCUCCACACCUCCGAGGCCGGCAUACAUGAUGUUGCUCAUGUCGAUGGUGAACGAGAAGCAGCCGUUCACACUUCGCUGUGCUGUUCUCUACUGCUUCCAGUGCUUUCUCUUCAAGAACGAGUUGGGUCAGGCACGGAUCAUCCAGACCCUGCUGCCGACAUCCGCGGACAUGACGUCCGUGACGGCGGGACAGCUGCUGUGCGGAGGACUGUUUACAGGGGAGUCUCUGAGCAACUGGUUCUCGGCAGUCGCCCUCUCGCAUGCCUUAGUGGACAAUCCCACGCAGAAAGAGCAACUGCUUCGAGUGCAGUUGGCCACCAGUGUGGGCAAUCCACCUGUUUCCCUUAUGCAACAGUGCACCACCAUUUUGCAGCAGGGUGGGAAGUUACCGACCAGGUUGGGCCUGCUCAUGCUCAUGAGCACGUGGCUGGCAAACUGCACUCUAGCAGUCAUGCAGUUCCUCAACAUACCCACCAGUGUGCCUUAUCUCACCUCCCAAGUGAGCCUUGCCGAAGGCGACGAACACGAAGACCUUGUUCAGGGCCUCUGCGCUUUCCUCCUGGGCAUCUGCAUAGAAUUCAACGACGAUUCAGUACCAAGCUUCACCAGGGAUGCCUUGUGCCAACUGCUGGAAAAACGUGUUGGCUUGGAAACUUUUGUCGACAAGUUGUCAGCCAUCACGAAGCAAGAGUGCUACAGCCAGGCUGCUCAACGGCCGCAGCUCAAGUACAAGCACCCGUCCGAAGUGUUCUUCGAUCACGAGUUCUGCCGUCUCUUCAAAUCUCUUGAGGGUCUCAUUAUCAAGGCUGUUCAGCCACGUCCCAAAGAGUUGGCAAAUGGGCCAGAGUCCAACAUGAGCGAUGCACAACAUGGCCUUCUUCAGCGGUACAAAGGACUCAUCAGGGAUCAGGAUGAAAGGAUUGAAAGUCUGACGUCAGAGCUGGACACGCUUCGCAAGGAAUACCAGCAGUGCAGUUCAGAACUGCAGGAGCUGCAGGGGUCUGUGCAGCAGCUGAGAGACCAGAACUCACUCCUGAAGGCACAGCGAGCUGCCAUUGGAGGACAAGGCGACAGCAAGAGCCCAAGCCCAGAGUUGGAUCAGACCAAAAAGGAACUGGAUGACCUGAGAAAGAAGCACGAACAAGUCUUGCAGGAGCUUGAAGCCGUCAAGAAAAGCCAGAGCGAUGAGAAGGAAAAGAUGACCACCGAAGUGUCGACAACGACCUUACCACAAGAGUUGCCUGAGGCAGGUGAUGCAGUCGGAAAGGUAACUGCACUGGAGGAGCAAGUGGCGUCACUACAGAAGGAGUUACAGGAUCUCAAGGCCAUGAAAGAAGAAAAAGAAAAAGUAGAAACUGAACUUACAAAUUUGAAGAAGGAACAGGAGGACCUGCUCAUCAUGCUCACAGAGCAGGACAGCAAAAUCAACAAGUACACGACCAGGCUCAAGGAGCUCGGCGAGGAGACAGUCAUCGGUGAGGUUGAAGACGACGACGAAGAAAUCAACUUUGAUGAGUAUGACUGAAGCUGAGGGGAGGGUGGAGUAUAGUUCAAUUGUACAGUAAUGGGUGACACAGAAGGGACAUUAUGCCACGUUUUUGAGGGAAUCAAUUUUGCUUAAUAAAGUGUAAUAAUUUGUCGUUGGAUAGUGAC